GCGUAAGCCAAAAUGGCAGACUUCCUCCACUUUACCCUCCACGUGUAGGCCAAAAUGGCAGACACAAAGCGGCGAAAUUCUCCCGAGCCCAGCCUCAUCGCCGUCGUCGUGAAGCAGCUCCGUUGUGCCCGUCUCUCUGCCGUGGGAACCCAGAUCCACGACCACCGAGCUUGCCCCUACUGUUGCAACUCUUCGCGAGCCUGACCCUCCGCCGCACGAGCCCCGUCGAGCCCACUCCAACGCCGCGCAAGCCCUGUGAAGCCCACUCCUCUGGUGCAACCUCACUUAGAUCCAUCAAGCCCAUCUUCUUCGCGAGCUGCGGCAAACCCAAAUCCGUCCAUCGCCGUUGUACCACUGUGCUCUCCCCAGCGAUCCUGUCGCCGCCGCAAGCUCCUCUUUUCCACCCAUACGUCCACAUAGCACACAAUUUCCCACCGUCUGAUAUUGAUCUUGCGGCCUUAACUCACCCUAACCUCAAGCCUUCUUAAACAUCCUUUUCAACCUCCAUUAUUUCUUUCCGAUUCUCUCUCUCUAUCUGUAAAACAAAGAAAAAUAAAAAGCACCAUGAUGGAGAGUAGCCGUGUAAUGUAAGUUUGAAGACAUGGUGGAACUCUAUGGAUUUCAGACAUGGUGGAACUCUAUGGAUUUCUCGUCAAGUGCUGAACUUUUUGGUGUUGAAGAAUUCAACGCCAGUUAGUUACUCAGAGGUGGAUUUGGUGAAGAAGGACAAGGAAUUGGGGGAUGAUGAAAGUGUUCUGGCUGAGGCGGGUUCGAAGCCGGAGAUAUACACAGAAGAGCAUGAAAAGCUGUUGGGGAACACAGACAAGAGCUGGACGCUGUUUGUGGAUGGUUGUGGGAGUGAUGGCAAGAGAAUCUAUGAUUCAGUUAAGGGAAAAACUUGUCAUCAAUGCAGGCAGAAAACUCUUGGUUAUCGUACUCACUGCAGCAGUUGCAACGCGGUGCGAGGACAAUUUUGUGGAGAUUGUUUGUACAUGAGAUAUGGGGAGCAUGUACUUGAAGCCAUAGAAAAUCCAAACUGGAUCUGCCCGGUUUGUCGUGGGAUUUGCAAUUGCAGUUUUUGUAGGCAAGCAAAGGGUUGGGCUCCAACGGGUACUCUCUAUAAGAAGAUAUCACAAUUGGGCUUCAAAUCGGUUGCACACUACCUCAUUCAAGCCCGUCGAGCUGAGAAAAAACUGGAAAAGAGUGGAGAUACUAAAAAUGAAGUUUAUGUGAAAAGGUCACUGUUCUCAGAUAUGAAAGUACUCUCUGAGGAUUCCCUCGAAGUUACUAAUGAACAUCCUGGAUCACCAGAACAAUUCAAAGAUAAAACCGAUGAUGAUACCAAGAAUAACAACGGCAAUCAAAACUCUGAAAAUAUUGGAUCUCUAGAAGUUGACCACAAAGUUGACGACGUCCUUGGAUCUUCAGAGCAUCAACGUCAAAAUGAGAAGGCCGAUACUUGUCAAAACGAGAAGGACAAAGAGUCGCAUGAAGUAGAACGUGGCAAUAGUGAGAUUGUGUUUAAAAAUACUGAUGUUCAGGCUACUGAAUCAAGAAUGGUGAGAAUUGCUGACAAUGAUUUUCCAGAGACAGAAGAGAGAGUUUUGGAUAGAAAGCAUGCUGUAAACGGAAUCGCAUUGCAAAAGGAAAUGGAUGAAGAGAAUGAUACUCCAAAGGUGGAGACUUCUACUGGCAUUACAGUCAUUACUCAUGAUGAUGGGUUUCUGGGCAUCGUUUUUGAGAAACUCUCAAAUGUUAAGCAGCCGGUAGGUGUUUCUUCGCUAAAUAAAGUGGAGGAUGAGAAAGAACUGUUACCAUCCGAUAUCAAGCAUCAUGAUGUGAGCACUCCAUUGGAGAGCAGUCCAAAACUUAAGCAGAAGCGUGUUCAUCCAAGCUUAGACAGUAUUGGUGGAAGAGUAAGGCAGAGGCGUAAGACGGGUCAUAACUAUGAUGAGGCGCAAGGAAUGUUAGAGAAAGAAAAUUCAGAUUUGAAGCAGGCUGCGAAACACUAGUCAGAAUCGACUUCCUCUAAACGUAGCUCAGAGAGCGUUGCUGGAAGAUUGAGGUCUAGGCGGAAAUCAUCAUGAAGAUGGAUUUCUAUUCCCUCUUUCAAGGACUAAAUGGAGCAUCUUUUUUUGGCUAUGGUGACAGAACUGCUCUGAUGUUUGAAAGAAACACUAUUUUGUAAUUUUGAGUGUGCUUUCUUGUGCAUUUUGAAUUCUGUCCCAAGUCCUUUAGUGAUGGCUAUGAGGUGGAAUGUAGCGAUUACAAUUCUUAUAAUUUCUUGUCUCAUGCUUUGCGCUUUUUUUUUUUUUCAUUUUGUUGGUGGGGUUUUUUCAAUUAAAAAAACUUUAGGAUGAUGAGGGAUUUGAAUUCUACAUCUCGUGAUGGAAUCAGGUGUGGAAUUACUGUUGGGCAGAUUUAUUUUUUGGGUCAGAAAAUUACUUUCU
This is a messenger RNA of Morus notabilis, 2450 nucleotides long. RefSeq lists its product as uncharacterized. Gene Ontology annotation, biological process: regulation of DNA-templated transcription. The transcript has 6 exons. The coding region runs from base 615 to 2012 and encodes 465 amino acids. Gene Ontology annotation, cellular component: nucleus. NCBI's taxonomy places the organism in Eukaryota, Viridiplantae, Streptophyta, Magnoliopsida, Rosales, Moraceae. The record is from RefSeq and is a predicted model, not a curated record.